AUGGUGAAUGGUUACGGAUCGCGGAGAGUGGCUACUGCCAACCGGAGACCAGACGCUCGUGAUGAAAUCCCUAUUGUCCGUCGAGCCAAGUCGUUGAACCCAAGCAAAUCCGCCAUUUUUUGUUUCGCCCGGAGAUUUUCGCUGGCCCAAGACUUCGUCCGUGUUUUACCCGACAGUCCAUUUGGCGGCCGGAAGACGGACACUACGGAGUCAGAAGUCCUGCUAGGCCCGGAGUACCUCCGGGCUCUGCCUUCCUCGAAAGGGAAGGAAUAA
Messenger RNA from Aspergillus tanneri, 273 nucleotides. RefSeq lists its product as uncharacterized. NCBI's taxonomy places the organism in Eukaryota, Fungi, Ascomycota, Eurotiomycetes, Eurotiales, Aspergillaceae. The transcript is spliced from 2 exons. The record is from RefSeq and is a predicted model, not a curated record. The coding region runs from base 1 to 273 and encodes 90 amino acids.